UUUCUCUUCCAAAGCCCAUCAUUUGCGGGUCUUUGAAAAUGACCCGGCCCAUAUCUUGCAGACCGGACUUCCGGGCAUGGGCGGAUGACGGAGACGCAGAUGGAGGAGGCCCGGAUGACUAUGACAUGGACGAAGAUGAGGUGGAGGAGGUCGACAACAAGAAGGAUUUCGAUGUCGAUUAUGACACCGCCGCCGCUGUAGCCGUCGCCGCCGCCGGCCAUGGCGGAGAAGAUGACAUUGCAAUGGUGCAUAGCAAGAGUUUCGUGUCCACUCAGGGUUGGGACUCCGAGAAAAUAGUUGAUUAUCGCAUAAAUGAAGAUGAAUUUCAUAAAAUUUGUCUUUUGGAUUGUGAUUUUUUCAUUCGGAAGCCUCCUGAUCCCGACAAUGACGUGUACGAUUUUCGGGAGAUGUAUGUCACCCCUCCAGACACAGAUAUAUAUGCAAUUCCAAAGGUUCUUGCACCCAUGCCUCAAAAGUAUAUUCGUUGUGCACAGAGUGAUUAUGGGUGCUACAAUGUGACAGAGCCACCAAUUGAUGCGCCUCGAGACCCCAUGUACAAGUCUGAAAGGGAAGUCUUGAAGGUUUUCCUGACAAAACACUACAGGAACCGUCGAUUGGGUGAUCCAGAAUUUGCUCUGGAUUUUGAGGAGAUCUAUGUAAUUGAUUCAAAAACAAAAUCAAUCACAAGGGCGAAAGUUGUGGUGACAGUUCCUGGAGGAAGUGAGCGAGAUAGAAAAAAUGAUUUGCUGAUUGUUCGUGAUAAUGGGAAUUCCUUUAAAAUAAUUCCCUCGGGCGAAAGAGAUGAUCCAACCACAGUAAUAGAGAAGGAAGAGUGGAACAAAACUAGGCAAGAUAUGGAAAAGCACCUCAGAAAGCUUCGGGACUUUAGCGUCUCAAAUUGGUUUUAACCACGCAGUGCUUGGGGAUAGGAAUAAUUGCACGAGAUGCUGAAUGACAGAUAAAUGUCCUGCCUUCUGAAUCAGUGUUUUUUGGUGCUUUAAGUGCAGUUUCUGUGCAUUGUAGAGUAUGUACUGAUCGAAAAUAUUGGUAAAUGUGUCUGAUCUUAUUGGUGUUCAACAUAUCUUCUUCAGUGCAUUGUGCCAGCGACAACUGGGUUGAAACCACUCUUUAUACCUGCUCAGGUCAAAUAGGAAGAUUAGAGGUGUUGAGAUGGAGGAAAGUAAGGGCGGUAGUAAUAGAUAUACAGCGAGGAGUUGUGUGACAAGGUGGUACUUGUUUCAUCAUAUCGUUGUAUUGAGUUUAGUAUUGUUCUCAAUGAAUGCAUUUUUUCCCAAGCCUUAGCGGGAGGGUUGCUUUGUAA
This is a messenger RNA of Sesamum indicum (sesame), 1321 nucleotides long. RefSeq names its product plastid transcriptionally active 6 (gene PTAC6). Lineage: Eukaryota; Viridiplantae; Streptophyta; Magnoliopsida; Lamiales; Pedaliaceae. Gene Ontology annotation, cellular component: plastid-encoded plastid RNA polymerase complex. The record is from RefSeq and is a predicted model, not a curated record.